Salvelinus namaycush (lake trout) is the source of this 1817-nucleotide messenger RNA. RefSeq names its product lymphoid enhancer-binding factor 1-like. The record is from RefSeq and is a predicted model, not a curated record. The transcript is spliced from 9 exons. Gene Ontology annotation, molecular function: RNA polymerase II cis-regulatory region sequence-specific DNA binding; DNA-binding transcription factor activity, RNA polymerase II-specific. Gene Ontology annotation, biological process: canonical Wnt signaling pathway; regulation of transcription by RNA polymerase II. Lineage: Eukaryota; Metazoa; Chordata; Actinopteri; Salmoniformes; Salmonidae. The coding region runs from base 633 to 1817 and encodes 394 amino acids. Gene Ontology annotation, cellular component: beta-catenin-TCF complex.
UAGCCGUUAUUCAGUUCAAGGAUGUAUGUUCAUUUUAAUAGGGAUAGAUACGCAGUAUUGUUUAAGUGGGGAAAAUAAAUCGUGUUCUACUUGUGGCAAACAGGCUGCACGAGAUUCAGAGACGCAUUUUUUAAAUUAUAUUUUUCCUUAUUUUUUUUUCACGAAAGGACUGCAACUCUCACAGGACCCCAGAACGAGGAAAUAUAAGCAGAGGUUUUUUUCUACAUGCACUUUGACCGUUAGCGGAGCUCCCGGGUGUGUGCCCUCCUCUGCCAAAUCUGACGGCACAUCUGACUCUCGUGAUGAGGUUUUGACUUCUGACAUUUUAAAGAGCCGAGCUGGCGAGUGCCGCGGGUUGAGCGUGCACUACACAUCCGCUUUUGCCGAUAACAUCUUCAAUUUCGAAUAUUUAGAAUCUGAAUCAUUGUAAGAAUCCACAAUACUUCGAAAAACAACGACAAAAAAGGAUCUCCUGUUAAUUUAGCUAAAACAAAAAACGUGAUCGCACGCAGUUUCCUCCAGGGUUCCGAGCGCAACACUUCAAGCCGCUUCAAGGAACAUUUUUGGUUUCCUUUUGGGGAUUUCGAUAGUUCCUCCAAUUUGGACAGUGCGAGUACUUCGACUGAAUCAAAAUGCCCCAACUAGCAGGUGGUGGUGGCGGCGGGGACCCUGAGCUUUGUGCCACGGACGAAAUGAUUCCGUUCAAGGAUGAGGGAGACCAAGAACAAAUAUUCGCAGAACUCAGUCACUCAGAGGAAGACGAGGGAGACUUGGCAGAUAUCAAGUCAUCUUUAGUACAUGAGUCAGAGACGAGUCCAAACAGCAAUCAUGAUGGAACUAGACAAUCCCAAAUAUCCCAAGACUCAUAUCAUGAAAAACACAGAGACCAUCACGAUGAUGGGAAACACCUAGACAUGUACAACAAAGGUCAUCCGUACUCUGGAUACCCAGGUUACAUCAUGAUGACUAAUAUGAACAACGACUCCUACAUGAACAACGGCUCCCUGUCGCCGCCCAUGCCCAGAACGUCCAAUAAGGUUCCGGUGGUGCAACCGUCGCAUGCGGUCCAUCCGCUCACCCCCCUCAUCACGUACAGCGACGAACAUUUCGCCCCCGGACCCCACUCCGGACACCACCCCCAGGACGUCAACCCCAAACAAGGACAGUACCACUCAUCCUGUCUCUCUACAGGCAUGCAGCGGCAUCACCCCGGGCCGGACAUGACCAACUUCUACCCCCUCUCCCCUGGAGGAGUGGGACAGAUCACGCCCCCACUGGGAUGGUUCUCCCACCACAUGGUCCCGGGUCCCCCCGGCCCCCACGCCACAGGGAUCCCCCACCCGGCCAUCGUCAACGCCCAGGUCAAACACGAGCCCCAGCACGACAACGACCUGAUGCACAUGAAGCCUCAGCACCAGGAUCAGAGGAAGGAGCAGGAGCCCAAGAGACCCCACAUCAAGAAGCCGCUGAAUGCCUUCAUGCUGUACAUGAAGGAGAUGAGGGCCAACGUUGUGGCAGAGUGCACGCUUAAGGAGAGCGCCGCCAUCAACCAGAUCCUGGGACGGAGGUGGCAUGCUUUAUCCAGAGAAGAGCAAGCUAAGUAUUACGAAUUAGCCCGCAAGGAACGGCAGCUCCACAUGCAGCUCUACCCAGGAUGGUCCGCCAGAGAUAAUUAUGGGCUCUUUGUAGUGUUCACCUGCCUUCUCUUUGGACAGCCCCCUCAGCACCUCUCACCUUCUGCCUCCGCCGCCCCGCCGCCACCACACCACGCUGGGGGAAACACUGCAGGACAGGGAGUAGAGGACAGGACGGCAUAG